Iphiclides podalirius (scarce swallowtail) is the source of this 660-nucleotide messenger RNA. The record is from the annotation of a GenBank genome assembly. Lineage: Eukaryota; Metazoa; Arthropoda; Insecta; Lepidoptera; Papilionidae.
AUGCCCCUCGCGCUCUACUGCCCCACGCACUUCUUGCAGAGUGACACGAACAAGAAGAAACUGCGGCUGACGAUGAUGCACUUGACGUGCGCUGUGUACAACCACGACGGUUCCUCCAUACUCGGCUCGUACAACGACGACGACAUAUACCUAUUCGAUUCCAAACUCGAUGUGUACGACAAGGAGCGGGCCGUCGAGUGCGACGGCUACCGGCGGCGGUACAGCGGCCACCGCAACAGCGCCACCUUCAAGGGCGUGGCGUUCUUCGGGCCGCGCAGCCAGUACGUGGUGUCCGGCUCGGACUGCGCGCACGUGUACGUGUGGCACGCGCGCAGCGAGGCGCUCGUGCAGUGGCUGCACGCGGACGCCAACGGCGUGGUGAACUGCAUUGAAACGCACCCAAGGUUCCCUGUGCUGGCCACGAGCGGCCUGGACAGAGAUGUCAAGAUCUGGAUGCCGAAGAGUCACAAGGAUCCCGACUACGAUGGCAUGGAGAAGAUUAUCCGCGAGAACAGCAUAACACAACGCAGCCCCUUAUUCAACGAUUUUUUACCUACACUAUAUAGCGCGUGGCGCAGCGAGAACAGACUGUUUUCGGACGAAGACCCGCCCGCGUUCGGGGGCAACAUCGACUUCGACGGGAACGCGUGCACCGCCUUC